Salmo salar (Atlantic salmon) is the source of this 1626-nucleotide messenger RNA. RefSeq names its product laccase domain multifunctional purine nucleosidase 1 (gene lacc1). Lineage: Eukaryota; Metazoa; Chordata; Actinopteri; Salmoniformes; Salmonidae. The record is from RefSeq and is a predicted model, not a curated record. Gene Ontology annotation, molecular function: copper ion binding.
GGAAGUUCAAACUUUUCUGAAAGCGGAGUUUCUGAAAGCGGCGUGUUGACGCAUGAAAAUAUGUUCCUCUUUGCGUAAAAAGGCACAUCGCCUCUGGAAAUGCAGCAUUCAUAACACACUUGUAGAGAAGCUUUUAUCUAGUAGUUACGUUUUUUCCGUUUAUUGGAUAUCAUUAUUGCAUUUACUUGACAACAUGUCAGAAGUCUUCAUUAUAGAUCUAAUUCACUGUCGGUGUCCGCAGCACAGCUCGUGCGUGGAGAGGCAAGUAAAAAGCGUCACAGGUAGGAGCGAUGUCGGCUUUCAAAUAUAUCUACUAUUCGGACCACACGGUCAACGUUGUAAUCCAAACGGCGAGAACAAGGUGUCUUUGCUGGAAACGUUUUUCAGUCAGAAGACAAACGUCCACGUAUUGGACUACACCACUGUUACGGAGUCUUGGUACCGUUUCAAACUAGCGGUGGACCAACUGGACUUGCGAACGGUUCGGGUGUUCACCUCAAAAAACAGGAGACCGAUGUUUGAAGCAUACAUUGUGCAACUUUUCACGGAGGUGUAUACAUUUGAGUACGUCACAUCCAAUGACCGCCCGUGCCCUGGUCAUGUGCAAUGCGACUCACCUUUAGCUCCACCUGUCAGUGAGGUCAGAGAGGAGGUCAGAAGCUUUCUGCAGCAGUUACCUGCUAAAGGAGACAUCACCAUACUGAGGUCCACUUUCAUUUCAGACUGUUUCUCCCAUGGGUUCACCACACGUACAGGAGGUAUUUCCUCCAUCUCCACCCUCUCCUCUCUCAACCUGUUCAGUAGCUCCAGACGCAGAGACCCCAGGACCCUCGUAGCCGAGAACAUCCGCCGACUAGCCCAAAAGGCUGGGUUCUUCCCCCGACUCCUGCACCUGGUGAAGGUGAACCACGGCAGUGACGUAUGGGUGAUGGGAAAGGAAGAGGAGCCACACGACUAUGAUGGCAUCGUAACCAAUCAGAGAGGUGUUGUCAUAGCUGCGCCAGGAGCUGAUUGCAUGCCCCUCCUCUUCACUGACCCCGUGGCCAGGGUCAUCGGAGUAGCUCACGCUGGAUGGAAAGGAACCCUGAUGGGUGUUGCCAUGGCUACAGUCAACGCCAUGGUGAUGGGAUUCGGCAGCAGGGCGUGUGACGUCACCGUGGUGAUUGGGCCGUCGGUGGGGGCCUGUUGCUUUACACUGGAGAGAGAGCAGGCUGCAGACUUCUACUCUAUCCACCCUGAUUGUGUUCCUGACAUGGCCGAGACCAGGCCUCAUGUCAACAUACGACUAGCCACCAGAAUACUUCUCCAGAGGGAAGGGGUCCUGCCUGAGCAUAUCCAUGAUGACACAGUGACUGACAGGCCGAGCGUGACCCUGUGCACCUCCUGUCACCCUGAGGCCUUCUUCUCCCGCGUCAGGGAUGGGCUUGACUUCGGAACACAGAUGGGCUUCCUGUGGAUGGACGAAACAGGAACUACUGACUGUUUCAGUAGUUCAGAACACUGAAUUAAUUUAUGUACAUUACCAGUCAAAAGUUUUAGAACACCUACUCAUUUCAGGGUUUUUCUUUAUUUGGACUAUUUUCUACAUUGUAGAAUAAUAGUGAAUACAUCAAACCUAUGAAAUAA